This is a messenger RNA of Stereum hirsutum FP-91666 SS1, 1106 nucleotides long. RefSeq names its product NAD-P-binding protein. Gene Ontology annotation, molecular function: oxidoreductase activity. Lineage: Eukaryota; Fungi; Basidiomycota; Agaricomycetes; Russulales; Stereaceae. The transcript has 4 exons. The record is from RefSeq and is a predicted model, not a curated record. Gene Ontology annotation, cellular component: cytosol. The coding region runs from base 10 to 900 and encodes 296 amino acids.
GUCCCCAACAUGGAAUUCCCGCUGCACACAGGUUUUGCGCUCACGAAGAGCACCCACAGUGAUACAUACCCCUUCAUUGAUCCUCUGAAACCCUCUGGCACCCACAAAUCUCAUUCCGUCUUCAUCACCGGUGCUUCCAAAGGCAUAGGUCGCAGGAUCGCCAUCUCGUUUGCUCAAUCUGGGGCCUCGAAGAUAGUAAUUGGCGCUCGUUCAUCUCUCGACUCUCUCGAAUCCGAUAUUCUCGAUGCUGCUUCGAAGGCAGGACAUCCUGCCCCACAAAUCGUGAAGAUACAGCUCGACAUUCUCGACAAGGAGAGCGUGAAGCGUGCUGCACAUGAAGUGGGGAACGCUCUUGGUGAAGGAGGAUUGGAUAUCUUGGUGAAUAAUGCUGGGUGGAUGGAGGAGUACAAGCUGAUCGGGGAGACCGAUGUAGACGAGUGGUGGUAUACUUGGGAAGUCAAUAUCAGGGGGUUAUUCCUAGUGACCAACAUGUUCUUGCCGUUAGUACUGAAGGGCAAGGAAAAGACCAUCGUGAACUUGACAUCGAUUGGGGCUCAUCUGACGAUGCCAGGGGGAUCAUCGUAUCAGUCGAGCAAGCUUGCCGUUCUGCGCUUGACGGAGUUCAUGAAUGUCGAUCAUGGUCAUGAAGGGCUUCUGGCGUACGCAAUCCACCCCGGAGGCGUUGCCACCGACAUGGGACUCCGCAUGCCGUCCUUCACGCACGCUCUCCUGACCGAAACGCCUGAACUGGCUGGGGAUACGAUCGCUUUUCUGACCAGAGAGAGGAGAGAGUGGCUGGCCGGUCGUUACAUCAGUUCUAUCUGGGAUAUGGAAGAGCUACUUGCGAAAAAACAGGAGAUUGUGAGCGGAGACAAGCUGAAGGUCCGCAUGGUGGUGUAACUGCACCGACCCUCCAAUACCAAGUGCAUGGAUAUAUUCAUUUGCUCUGCGCAAUUAUACCCCAGCCACUGUUUACUCACACCUCCUUCCUACCUUUACUAUCUGACAAACAAGACCGGCGACCUGAGGGCGAUGCACGCCACAUGUACAAAUGCGCCAUCGUGAGUGUCACAUUGACCUCGCUCGGACUUGUUGUUGCACGUUUC